Molecule: messenger RNA, 2312 nt
Organism: Anarrhichthys ocellatus (wolf-eel)
Lineage: Eukaryota; Metazoa; Chordata; Actinopteri; Perciformes; Anarhichadidae
Product: trophoblast glycoprotein-like
Exons: 1
Coding region: 264-1337 (357 amino acids)
Biological process (GO): negative regulation of canonical Wnt signaling pathway
Cellular component (GO): plasma membrane
Molecular function (GO): protein binding
Source: RefSeq, a predicted model, not a curated record
CGCAUAUCUGCAGCUUUUCACGCAGCCACACUCGGCUGUUAUCCACCGUACUGAUGCGUAAAUAUCCCAAAGAAAACUCAUCUUUUCUCCGGACAGAGACACAGAGCACCGAGGCGACUGUGGAAAGAGCGUUUUUUCCCUUCCUAUUCUGAUGGUUCAAAGUAACCGAAGCCGGAUUGAAUCGACUUUACAUGCCAGAUAGGAUAGUGGUCGGUCACCUUUUUUGCAAGACACAUCGGCACAGACCUUUCUUUGAGACUUAAAUGAGGGGGAAGAUGUGGAUAUUUUACAGUGCCGACAAUUCAAAGUGUCUUUUUUCUAUUUGGAACCAGCGGUGUUUGUAUUACGCAGCAGUGGCGUGUUUGUUGUUUUCUCCUGUCAGGACGGAUCAUGCUUGCCCGUCGUCCUGCAUCUGUGCCAAAGACUCCGGGACAGUGACCUGCCGUGAUGGGGAGGACACCGAGGUGCCGGCAGACAUACCGGAGUGGACGUCCACCUUGAUACUCAAGGGGAAAAACAUUUCAACUUUACAGCGUGGUGCGUUCAUGAGCAACGGAACGGAGUUGCAAAUGACGACACUCUCCCUGUCCCAUAACGGGAUACAGGUUAUUGAACAUAACGCCUUCCUGGGACUCCCUCGGUUGCAUUUGCUGGAUCUGAGCCACAACCAGCUGGAGUACAUCUCACCCAGGGCUUUCCACGGGUUACUGGAGCUUCGCUCUCUUUACCUAAAUCACUCUAUUUUACCUCCGGCCACAGAGCAGCUCUCGAAUGCGCUCAACACACAAAGUUUGCGCAACCUCCACAGACUGGAGUUAGCGGGAAACACGCUGAAGUCAAUUCCCCUGCUGCGAGUAGAUAUGCACAAUCUCCACGCGUUAGUGCUGGUAAAUAACUCAAUAGAGAGCAUAGGGGGAGGCAAUUUAACCAUGUUGUACCAGCAAAAGCGCAUACGCGUCUACUUGGCUUUAAACCCGUUUCGGUGCAACUGCGAACUGGAGGCGUUUUACUACUGGUUGAAGAACUCAUCCCAGUGCCCGGAUGCGGGGCGCCUCCUGUGCAGCGAGCCGGAGGCCAAGAGGGGGGUUCCUGUGGAGAUGCUGCGGAAAGAGGACGUGGAUUGUAUGAAGGAGAACCUCGAGGCGGUUUCGUACGUGUUCCUCGGGUUAGUGCUGGCUCUGAUCGGGGUGGUGUUUCUAAUGGUGCUGUAUCUCAACCGGGGAGGCAUCAAACGGUGGCUCAACAACAUCAGAGAUGCGUGCCGGGACCAGAUGGAGGUCUACCAUUACCGCUACGAGCAGGACUCAGACCCGAGACUGGCCAACGUGGCCGUUUAACCUACUGAAACAUCCGGCCAAUGCCGUGUGGUGAGAGGGCAGGGGAGGCGACGUUUCCCUGGCAGUGCCCUGUUACAAUCCAAAACCAAUAGUUUUUACAAACAGUUUCAUCUUUUUCAGCUGCUGAAAUGAAUGAACUGCAUGUGGUAUUCCUCUCACACUGGGAUAUCCACAGAGCCAAACACAGAUGACUUUAAGAGACUAUUAUAGUAAGAGUUCAUCUUGCACAACUGAAUAUUUAAACUUCCAAGCACUAUUGUACACAUUGUAUCUCCUCAAUAGAGGAAUGAUUUCCAUGCAUCAUGUUAACCUGCACAGUCUACAGCAGCUUGUCAGACUAACUUAGUAUUAUUUAUCUUAUUAACAAAGUGACAAAUAUACAGUAAAGUUAUAUAGAGUUUUUGAUUUGAAAAACUGGAAUGAAAUUGUGAAUCCCUGUAAUUUCUGAAUACUGCAGCCCUUUGCAAAUUGUUGCAAACGAACGGCCUACAUUCAGCAGACCCCACAGGAAGAACAAGGUAUUUGUGUUUCUAAUGAGGGAGUGCAUAUUGCAAAGGGUGAGAGAGGAAAGUGGUAGAGAAGGAGACUUGGGCAGGUAAGAUGAGGCAGGGAAGCUGGUGAGUGCCAUGUUCGUGCAAGCAGGCAAUGCUUGAGUAUACUGUCAUAAUUCAUCAUCAGGAACAUGGGGUAAGUUACCAACCUGGCCUUUCUGAACAGUCUUUGAUCUAUGAAAAUAACACACAUGCAUCAUUUGACUCCAGGUCAGUUUAUCCGGGAAGUGGCGGAAGAGGAAGAGACAGAAUCUAACCAUGCAUGUGACUAUUGUAGGCAUAGAGAACCAACCAAAACAUUAAUAAAAGGUCAAAUAAAAAUGGCGAGUUAGCAGUGUUCUUUACGUCAGCGCAUUUUAUCAUCACUGUCGGGAAAUGUUGACUUCAUGCAGCGCUGUGCCAGACAUUAAACACUGGAAGUGUU